This is a messenger RNA of Octopus bimaculoides (California two-spot octopus), 1952 nucleotides long. Its product is annotated as cytochrome c oxidase assembly factor 8. The record is from RefSeq and is a predicted model, not a curated record. Lineage: Eukaryota; Metazoa; Mollusca; Cephalopoda; Octopoda; Octopodidae. Gene Ontology annotation, biological process: intrinsic apoptotic signaling pathway. Gene Ontology annotation, cellular component: mitochondrion.
GCGAGAGAAAGUUGCAGUGAAAGAGUCAGCAGAGGUUUGACAUUACCUUCUACAAGAAUCACGUGGAGCUUAGGUGUCUCGCCUAUAAACACUCACAUCGUCCAGUCUGAGAUUCGAACACGCGAUCUCUCAACUACAAGUCCAUUGGUCUAUCCAUUAGGAUAUGUGCCUCCCUUACGAAGGAUAGCCACUUCAUAUAGGGUAGCAUGUACCGAUUGCCAAAACGAUGAACAAAUUGUCACGUUUCAAUAAAUGAAGAUGAUUUGGAAUUUUUAAAACUCGUCCAGUACCAUGAAAAAGAAAAGAAUUAUAUUGAUGGAAACACUAUUUUGCCUACUCGUUAAUAAAAAAGGUGAGGGGUAAAAAAAAACAACAACAAAAGGCUUAGUAUUUCGCUGGGGAAUAGGAAGAACUGUGCCGAUGCAUUCCUUACAUCUAUGGGGCGGGUGUUUAUAUUUUGAAAACUGAGCAAAGAUGUGACUUGGAAAAUAGAAAUUUGGAGAAAAAAAAUAAUUCAUGGAUUUAGCUGUUAUUUCUAGCAUGAUGAACGACCACAUAGAGGCUUCCUUCAUUUCUUCGGCUGGUCCACCAGCAAUGCACGCAUGUGAGAACGAGUUAGAAAACAUCUGGAAGACGUUGCGGGCUGAGUUAUUUCUGAAUGCCGGCAGAGGAGGGGGUGAUUUAAAGAAAAAUUGAAAUUUUGUAAAGUAUAAUUAUUUCAAGAAAAAUAAUUUCAGUAUUUCUCAGGUGGAAUCCUAGAGAGAAAAAUGUAAAGAUGGGGGAAACAAAAAUUUCGAAAAGUUGAUUUUCUUUUAGGUGGACGGCGGUAGCGGUCAAAGAUGCGAUCUCGGUGAUAAAAAUGCAACAUCCAAAAGAAAUAUUUGAAGUAAAAAACAAAAAAGAGGCGGUUAGGGAAUUGGACAAAUCUGCCGCUAUCUAUCUAUUUAUUUAUUUGUCUGUCUGUCAAUCAAUUAAUCAUUCAGAUCAAUAAUAUCAACACUGUAUUUAAAAAGGCGGUGUUUGGUAACUCCUAUCUCACCUUCUCGGGGAAGAAAAACACCGAGAAAUUGGGUAUUUUUUUCUCCCCUUCAUUUUUGUAUUUUUCUGUUUCGAUUUCAUUCAACGGAAUUUAUAACUUUACCUCUAAUUUUUCAGUUUUACUCCAUCAAUUCAGUACUUUUUUUUCCUUCCCCAUGAGACAGAAAUAAUUAUUCCGAAACUCCGUCUUUUGAAGUGAUUAUUAUGUUUUCUAAUCGACCAACUUCGUUUCAGCGACUUUCAAAAUGGUAAAAUGUUAGCGAUCUGUCGGAGAUUUUCUGGAGGUGAUUUUCUUAUUAUUUCUAGAAAUAAUCAAUUUAAACGAUUCCUAAAACAACAAAAGAAGAAGAAGAAAGAGACAUUUAAACUUUCAUCUUCUCCUCCUAAAUCUAUCACUCGAAACUGGAUUGGCCCACCUGAUGGAAACUCCAACUUACGCCCUACCCACUUUUAUAUCCCUCCCAAUGAAUCAAAUGUGGAGAAAGAUUUGAGGCUGAAGAAAGUUGAUUUACAAACCUUUAAUCAUGACUUCUGGACAAGGCAAAAUAUCACAUUUUUUAAGAGAAAAGCUCAGUUUAUUCACAUGGAAUUAGAAAGGAAAAAGCAAAUAGAUUCUGACAACAAAAAUAAGAAAAGUUUGUCUCCUGAAGAAAUGGCUGUGUUUUAUAAACAGUUCCUGGAAGAAAAUUAUCAGAAUAAUUUGAAAUAUCACAGAGAAUGGUAUAAAAAGAACAUCUUUCUACUUUGGCCAGCCCUGAAGGUUGCUGUUCAUAAUCUCUUUAAAAAAGCAAAAUAAUUGAAAAACUGCCAGACUUUGUUUUUCAGCAAAGAUUAUUUUAUUUGAUUUCUUGUAUUAAGAAUCAAACAAGUUUUAUUUAUAAAUAUGUUUAAUAAAGAUGUUAUAUUUGUUAUAA